This is a messenger RNA of Gilbertella persicaria, 2069 nucleotides long. RefSeq names its product Dynamin central region-domain-containing protein. The record is from RefSeq and is a predicted model, not a curated record. The transcript has 4 exons. Gene Ontology annotation, cellular component: peroxisome; cytoplasm; microtubule. Gene Ontology annotation, biological process: peroxisome organization. NCBI's taxonomy places the organism in Eukaryota, Fungi, Mucoromycota, Mucoromycetes, Mucorales, Choanephoraceae. The coding region runs from base 21 to 2063 and encodes 680 amino acids. Gene Ontology annotation, molecular function: GTP binding; microtubule binding; GTPase activity.
AUUGUAAACACUUUUAUAAUAUGAGUAUGGACUCACAGCUUAUCAAGACAGUCAAUAAGCUCCAAGAUGCAUUUGCUACUGUGGGUGUUCAUAACCCAGUGGAUUUACCUCAGAUCGCCGUUAUUGGUUCUCAAUCCAGUGGCAAGUCAUCUGUUCUCGAGAAUAUUGUAGGCCGCGACUUUCUUCCCCGUGGUACUGGUAUUGUCACUCGUCGACCUUUGAUUCUUCAACUCAUCAAUAGACCUGCCACCGAUACCAAGGAAGAAGUGGCCAACGGCAACCCUAACGAAUGGGGCGAAUUCUUACAUUUACCAGGCCAAAAAUUCUAUGAUUUCAACAAGAUUCGUGAAGAAAUCGUCAAGGACACCGAACUCAAGACAGGCAAAAACUUGGGUAUUUCACCUCAACCUAUCAAUUUACGUAUCUUUUCACCCAAUGUGCUCACAUUAACCUUGGUUGAUUUACCUGGUUUGACCAAAGUACCUGUGGGUGAUCAACCCAAAGACAUUGAAAAGCAAAUUCGUGAAAUGAUCUUGAAGUAUAUCACUAAACCCAAUUCUAUUAUUUUGGCUGUCACUGGUGCGAAUACCGACUUGGCGAAUUCAGAUGGUCUGAAAUUGGCCCGCGAUGUGGAUCCUGAGGGACUGCGUACCAUUGGUGUCUUGACCAAGGUGGAUUUAAUGGAUCAAGGGACCGAUGUGAUUGAUAUCUUGGCAGGUCGAGUCAUUCCUUUAAGAUUAGGAUAUGUGCCUGUAGUCAAUCGUGGUCAACGCGAUAUCGAGGCCAACAAAUCCAUCAAGCGUGCCUUGGAUGCAGAGCGUGAGUUCUUUGAGUCUCACGCAGCCUAUAAAUCCAAAGCACAAUACUGUGGUACACCCUUCUUAGCCCGUAAGCUCAAUAUGAUCCUAAUGCAUCAUAUUCGCAACACAUUGCCUGAAAUCAAGGCCAAGAUUCAAGCUGCUUUGAUUAAAUACCAACAAGAGUUAUUGACCUUAGGCGACCCUCUUGAUGAAGAGGGCUCUUCUUCUAACCGUGCUAACCUUGUACUAAACAUCAUUACUGAAUUCUGUACUGAAUUCAGAACGAUUAUUGAUGGUAAUUCAAACGACUUAUCGAGUUUUGAAUUGUCUGGUGGUGCACGUAUCAGUUUUGUGUUCCAUGAACUGUAUGCCAAUGGUGUCAAGAGCAUUGAUCCUCUUGAUCAGAUCAAGGAUAUUGAUAUUCGUACCAUUCUUUACAAUUCUUCUGGUUCAACACCUGCUUUGUUUGUGGCUACAACAGCUUUUGAAGUGAUCAUUAAGCAACAAAUCAAACGAUUAGAAGAACCCAGUGUCAAAUGUAUCAAUAUGGUCUAUGAUGAAUUGGUCCGUAUCUUGGGUCAAUUGUUAACAAAGCAGUUCUUUAAGCGAUUCCCUACACUCAAGGAUAAGUUUUAUCAAGUGGUGUUGGCUUUCUUUAAACGAGCUUUGCAACCUACUUCUAAACUGGUGACAGACUUGGUCUCUAUGGAAGCUUGUUAUAUUAAUACGGCGCAUCCUGAUUUCUUGAAUGGUCAUCAAGCCAUUGCUACUGUAAAUGAACGUAUCAUGCAAAAGAGUCAACAGGAGGCAUCCAAGAAAUCCAAUGCUUUACAGACAGCCAACAUGUUGCCUGAAGAAACCAACAGUAAUGGAUCCUUGUUUGGUAGUUUCUUUUCUGGCAAUAAGAAGGCUACCAAGAAGACAGUUGCCAACAUGAUGGAAACGCCUCCUACGACACUGAAGGCUACCGGUGCUCUUUCUGACCGUGAAUUUAUGGAAAUUGAAGUGAUUAAAUUAUUGAUUCAAUCCUAUUACAAUAUUGUGAAGCGUACAAUGGUCGACAUGGUGCCUAAAGCCAUCAUGUUGAAUUUAGUAAACCAUGCUAAAGAAGAACUUCAGCGUGAAUUAUUGACUGAACUUUAUAAACAUGAUGUUCUGGACGAUCUCUUACAAGAAUCUGAAUCUACCAAACAGAGAAGAAAAGAAUGCAAGAAGAUGAUUGAAGCAUUACAAAAAGCAGAUGAAAUUGUUGCCUCCGUUUAGAGAAAU